AUGGGCUGCACUGCCAGCAUUGUUCUGCUUCAAGCUUUUCGCUCUGUGGUCCAGAGGAGCUGUCCACACAUUUGUAGACGACGCCAGGAGGAACCAUCCCAUGAAAUUUUGCCUCUGGAAAGUGACAAUGAAAUGAACAGACCCAGAACCCUCAUCAUAAUGCAGGAAAAACCUAGGCUUCUCGAGCCUUUGGAUUAUGAAACUGUCAUUGAAGAACUUGAAAAGACCUAUCGGAAUGAUCCUCUUCAAGAUCUCCUGUUCUUCCCCAGUGACGACUUUUCAACAGCCACAGUGUCUUGGGAUAUCCGAACAUUGUACUCAACAGUACCUGAAGAUGCAGAGCACAAAGCAGAAAAUUUACUGGUGAAAGAGGCUUGUAAAUUUUAUAGUUCCCAGUGGUAUGUGGUAAACUACAAAUAUGAACAAUAUUCUGGAGACAUUCGUCAGUUACCUCGAGCAGAAUACAAACCAGAGAAACUUCCUUCACAUUCCUUUGAGGUUGACCAUGAAGAUGCUGAUAAGGACGAGGACACCACGUCCCACUCAUCCUCCAAGGGCGGUGGGGCAGCAGGAGGGACCGGCGUUUUCAAGUCUGGCUGGCUCUACAAGGGGAAUUUUAACAGCACCGUCAACAAUACCGUUACUGUUCGGUCAUUCAAAAAGCGUUACUUCCAGCUGACACAGUUGCCAGAUAACUCCUAUAUUAUGAAUUUUUACAAAGAUGAAAAAAUAUCCAAAGAACCCAAAGGCUGCAUUUUUUUGGAUUCCUGUACAGGUGUGGUGCAGAAUAACAGACUAAGAAAAUACGCCUUUGAAUUGAAAAUGAAUGACCUGACCUAUUUUGUGCUGGCAGCUGAAACAGAGUCAGAUAUGGACGAAUGGAUCCACACCCUCAACCGCAUCCUGCAGAUCAGUCCUGAGGGGCCCCUGCAGGGGAGGAGGAGCACGGAGCUCACCGACCUGGGGCUGGAUUCGCUGGAUAAUUCUGUACCUUGUGAAUGCACGCCAGAGGAAACAGAUUCUUCAGAGAAUAGCCUGCACCCAGACUUCGCAAAAUACCUCACAGAAACUGAAGAUACUGUAAAAACAACUCGAAACAUGGAAAGGCUAAAUCUGUUCUCACUGGAUCCAGAUAUAGAUACCUUGAAACUUCAAAAAAAGGAUCUUUUAGAACCUGAUUUUGUGAUCAAACCAUUUGAAGAAAAAGCUGCCAAAAGAAUCAUGAUCAUUUGUAAAGCUCUCAACUUAAAUCUUCAGGGAUGUGUUACGGAGAAUGAAAAUGACCCGAUAACAAAUAUUGAGCCUUUUUUUGUGAGUGUAGCACUUUAUGACCUCAGAGACAGUAGGAAGAUAUCUGCCGAUUUUCACGUGGAUCUGAACCACACUGCCGUCAGACAGAUGCUCUCGGGAGCACCCAUGGCUUUGGAAAAUGGCAACAUGGACACUGUCACUCCAAGACAAUCAGAAGAACCUCAUGUCAAGGGGUUUCCAGAGGAAUGGCUAAAAUUUCCAAAGCAGGCUGUAUUUUCUGUAAGCAAUCCACAUUCUGAAAUUGUUCUGGUGGCCAAAAUCGAGAAAGUCCUGAUGGGAAACAUUGCAAGUGGCGCCGAACCUUAUAUUAAGAAUCCAGACUCUAACAAGUACGUACAAAAGAUACUGAAAUCCAACAGGCAGUUCUGCAGUAAAUUGGGGAAAUACCGCAUGCCAUUUGCCUGGGCAGUAAGAUCAGUAUUUAAGGACAACCAGGGAAAUGUGGAUAGAGACUCAAGAUUUUCACCAUUGUAUAGACAAGAAAGUAGCAAGAUUUCAACUGAUGACCUAAUUAAACUAGUGUCAGAUUACAGAAGGGCUGACAGGAUAAGCAAAACGCAGACCAUCCCUGGAAGCCUGGAUAUUGCUGUUGACAACGUUCCUUUGGAGCAUCCAAACUGUGUAACAUCAUCGUUUAUCCCUGUCAAGCCUUUCAACAUGAUGGCUCAACCAGAACCCACAGUAGAGGUGGAAGAAUUUGUUUAUGAUUCAACAAAGUACUGCCGUCCUUACAGAGUAUACAAAAAUCAAAUUUACAUUUACCCCAAACACCUCAAAUAUGAUAGCCAGAAAUGUUUCAACAAGGCACGAAAUAUAACCGUGUGCAUUGAAUUCAAAAAUUCCGAUGGAGAAGGUGCCAAGCCCGUGAAGUGUAUUUAUGGAAAACCUGGAGCGCCCCUCUUUACCUCAGCCGCCUACACAGCCGUUCUGCACCAUUCCCAGAAUCCGGAUUUCUCAGACGAGGUGAAAAUUGAGCUACCAACACAACUCCAUGAGAAACAUCACAUUUUGUUUUCUUUUUAUCACAUCACCUGUGACAUAAAUGCAAAAGCUAAUGCCAAAAAGAAGGAGGCUCUAGAAACAUCAGUUGGAUACGCUUGGCUUCCUCUGAUGAAACAUGAUCAGAUAGCUUCUCAAGAGUAUAAUAUCCCAGUAGCAACAAGUCUGCCUCCAAAUUAUUUAAGCUUUCAAGAUACUGCAAGUGGAAAGCAUGGUGGGAGUGACAUUAAAUGGGUUGAUGGUGGCAAACCGCUUUUCAAAGUAUCCACAUUUGUCGUGUCAACAGUGAAUACUCAGGAUCCACAUGUGAAUGCAUUUUUCCAACAGUGCCAUAAACGAGAAAAAGAUAUGUCUCAGUCACCUACCUCGAAUUUUGUUCGCUCUUGUAAGAAUUUAUUGAAUGUGGAAAAGAUUCAUGCAAUCAUGAGUUUUCUCCCUAUAAUCUUGAAUCAGCUCUUCAAGGUUCUGGUACAGAAUGAGGAAGAUGAAAUAAGUACAGCUGUCACCAGGGUUCUGACUGACAUUGUGGCCAAGUGCCAUGAGGAGCAGCUAGACCACUCCGUCCAGUCCUACAUUAAGUUUGUGUUCAAGACCAGUGCAUGCAAGGAGAGAACUAUACAUGAGGAACUGGCUAAAAAUGUGACUGGUCUUUUGAAAUCAAAUGACUCAACAACAAUAAAGCAUGUCCUAAAG
Molecule: messenger RNA, 3003 nt
Organism: Galeopterus variegatus (Sunda flying lemur)
Lineage: Eukaryota; Metazoa; Chordata; Mammalia; Dermoptera; Cynocephalidae
Product: dedicator of cytokinesis protein 10-like
Exons: 26
Biological process (GO): dendritic spine morphogenesis; regulation of cell migration; small GTPase-mediated signal transduction
Molecular function (GO): guanyl-nucleotide exchange factor activity
Source: RefSeq, a predicted model, not a curated record